GGGUGGAGUUAAAAGUGGUUGUCACUUGGCUUUUUGAAAAAUGUUUUCUGCAUGAGCGUCGGGCACUGCACUGCACAUUUACCGUAGACUGCGCUGGUAACGAGCCUUGACGGGACAUAGCAUGAACCACCCGCACUGAAACAAUCUAAUUCAGGGGUCCUUUUGCGGCCAGAGUUCUGAGAUGACAUUCAAGUAACAAUGCCAGUGUCCCGCCUGCUCUAGACUGACAUCAGCAUGGCUACAGCGAAGAAGGGCUCGGCGUCGAAGGCGGGAGGGGUGCGCUUCUCCGAAGAGACGGCCAGUGCCCACUCCCAUGUCCAUUUUGACGAGAAGCUACACGACUCCGUUGUCAUGGUGAUCCCAGAAAAGGACGGGAACUUCCUGGUCAAGGUGGGCUUCCUAAAGAUCCAGCACAAAUACGAGAUCAUCUUCACACUCCCCGAAGUGCCCGCCCUGGGCAAGGACGUGUGCCCCGCCCCCGUGCCCAACCCCCACCUCCGAGUCACCGAUGUCAAGGUGGCGCCUGAGGGUGGUUUGAGAGUCACCUGCGAGUACAUGGCCCACCAGGAGGGGGUGCUGCAGGAGGAGAUGACGCUGGUGAGCGAGAGCAAAGAGGACGCCUGCGUGCGAGUGCGGGUGCACGCCCGAGUCAUGGAUCGGCACCACGGGACACCCAUGCUGCUGGAGGGGGUGCGGUGUGUGGGGGCGGAGCUGGAGUACGACUCAGAGCACAGCGACUGGCAGGGGUUUGACUAGCCCCGCCGCUCCCCAGAAUUCACAGCGCGCGGAGUAGCCCCCUCCCACACACACACACACACACGCAUGUACAUCCCGCAUUACACUCAAACUUCCACAGACACCUCGCUUACACACCAGUACUUCACAAAUGCUGUAGUGCUUGUACACGUAAUCAGAAGAGGGGAAUUUCUGUAAUUAUUAUUUUGCCUACAAUGCUGAGAAGGAAGUGAUUGGGGAAUUUUUUUUAUAGCCUUUUCUUCUAGUUAUCUUUUGGAAGUGAAUGCAUUAUAAUGAAUCUAAAAUACCUAUAUUGUAGUUUGAUAUUUUUUUAAAUUGUGGUUGCGUUUUCACAUGAGCUUUCACCUUGAACUUUGUAUGGGUUUAGCUCUCUUAUGUCCAUUAAUUCGCCAGUUUCUCAGUUUUCGUCGACCACUAGGUGGCGGCCAAGCUCAAUCAGUAAAGUGUGGGAGUCUUGCAUAUAUGCCUCGUAGUACUGGCCUGCUGUUUCCUUAGCUGCCAGCAGGGGGAGAGUGGAAAAACAAUCAGUGCUAGUAGUAGAUGGGCAGAUCACUGCCCUCUCAUCCUUUUUUUUUUUUUACAUUGUCUGCCCAUCUUUCUUCGCCCAUGGUGUCUCGGUCCGUCAGAAAUACUGUUAGACAUGGUGGUUCAGACAAAAACACGAAAUGAUGUGUGUGUCGAUUUGUUUUUGCCGUCGCAUGUGGUGCAUAACCUCGGCUUGUCGCCUGAGAAAUGUGCUUUGCAAAAGUGCCUGUUCCUUCCACCAGAGUUCUCCACCUGUAGUCCCCCUGCACCGUGCCCUGGCCCAGGUGUGGGCGUGAUCCUCUGUCUACACCCAACAGCAAUGGGCUUAUUUUUGUUCAUUAUUAUUGUUUACUAUAAGCUUGACAAAGCAAGCUUUUACGCCUCUGUCCCGUCGAGUCUCAUUGAGAGCUCAGCUUGUCAGGCGGAGUAGUUUAGCGUGGAGAUUUCAAGGACAGCCUCGUAGUGCCCGUGUCCGUGCACCCAUGUCAAAUGCACUUUUGUAAGUCGCUUUGGCUAAAAGCAUCUGCCAAAUUACUGCAUCGUAAAUUGUUUCCACUGGCAAAAAAAAAAAAAAAAAACACCACUUUAAACACAGCAAAUUUCACCCUCUCUUCCAACAAGCGCCGAUCUGUAACUCUGUGAUACAAUUUUGACUUUCGGGAGUGCUGUGCUUUUAAAAACUGGGGGUAAUCCGGUGCCGAAAGAUUUAUAGAAAUGGCAGAAAAGUAAGAAAAAAUUGACAGCUGGCAGUACUAAUGAUGUAACUGCUGCUUUACUACUGCCAAAUAAAUGUAAUGUUCUAUUUUCGAAAUCAAAAUUUAAGCGCUAUUAAAUCACAUUGUUGGCAGAGUGAGACUCUCCUGCCAGUAAAGGGGUCAGAAGUUAGCAAAGUACUUUUUCUUUUCUUUUCUUUUUUUAACAAGUUGUUUAUGCACUUGUCUGAAUACGGACAGCGUGCUAAAGUCUGCACUGGAAGAGCCAUGACCCCCAGGUGAGCAUCCGGGGAGGGGGUGGGGGGGGGACCACACGCAUGCCCCCCAGAGACCACGCCCGGGACACUCCGGAAACCGCCGGAAACCGCCGCUCUACGGCCAGCGCACUUACCGCUUCCUCUCCAUCUGCAAGCACCGAAUGUUUCCUGGCCUUAAAACGGAGGAGGAACGUCCCUUUUUCUUAAGGGGUGUAAACGUUUAGUUUUCGCUGAGUUUGUAUGUUUACGUGCCGCCGACGCGCUGCCAUUUCUGUUUCUGCUGAGCCUUCCCCGUGGACGAUUGAAAGGGGGAUCGGAUUACUUCGAUCAAUGUGAUGGAGGGGGGGGGAGACUGACUGUGACCUGCUAUAGCUGCCGGCGCCCGGUAGACGUGUACUGUGAAACGGUGCUCUCUUCACCGGGCAGUGCUGUCGGUGGAGACGAGCACCAUAAAGCCUCGUGCAAUCGUGUCCCUCCGUCUGAAAAUCUGGUGCAGGCGCUGCAUUCUGUCUGUCGGACGCUGUCACACUCCUGUUUCCAUCGCCAGCUUUUUAAAAAUAAAAAUGUUCAAAAAAUA
Anguilla anguilla (European eel) is the source of this 2828-nucleotide messenger RNA. It is a transcript of the gene adisspb, whose product is annotated as chromosome 7 C20orf27 homolog. NCBI's taxonomy places the organism in Eukaryota, Metazoa, Chordata, Actinopteri, Anguilliformes, Anguillidae. The transcript has 6 exons. The record is from RefSeq and is a predicted model, not a curated record. Bases 235 to 756 code for a protein of 173 amino acids.